Molecule: messenger RNA, 2835 nt
Organism: Thalassophryne amazonica
Lineage: Eukaryota; Metazoa; Chordata; Actinopteri; Batrachoidiformes; Batrachoididae
Gene: tmem119b
Product: transmembrane protein 119b
Exons: 2
Coding region: 1431-2282 (283 amino acids)
Biological process (GO): positive regulation of bone mineralization; positive regulation of osteoblast proliferation; ossification
Cellular component (GO): plasma membrane
Source: RefSeq, a predicted model, not a curated record
AAAAUUAGCUCCAGAAAUGUGUCUUACAAAUAAAACAAGAAAGACAGUGUUGUCUAUUUGUAUUAUCUAUGAUUACAUACUAUAACACUUAAAUAAUCAUUUACACAUGUGCAUGAAAUUUAGUCAGUCAAGUGAUGAAGGCACCACCCUCUCAAAGCUUCUGGCUACGCCCCUGUGAUAGGGUAAACAUGUAAUGACUGUAUUAUAGUUAUUUAUCUUCAAGUAAAGUUUUAUUUAAGCAUUUUUAUUGUUAGCCUUCUCUGCAAUAAUAAGUUCAUUUUAAACAACCUUUCAGCAGGUCAGCUUCUGUUAGAUACUGUAGAGCAAAUGAAAAUGGUGAAAUUGCACAAAAUCCCCAUGCAAUUCUGUUCGUCAACUAUAAAACCUCAGGGUUUUAUCCCCUCAUGUGUCUUUAAACAGUGCUUUAUCAUAAUAAAAGUGAACAAUGUAGACAGUCCCCUCAUUUAUAAACUGCUUUUCUUCUAACCUGGACUGGAUUUCAUACUCACUUCCUCCUGUUAAAAUGGAAAACACUGUUCCGAAUACUUAAUAGCACUCUGGGUUUUUUUUUUCUUCUUCUUCCCUUUUUUUUAUGCAUAUGAGCCAGAAACCCAUGACAAACAACAGAGCCCAGACUAAACAUAAACCUGGAGGAUGCAGGACCUCAUCUCAUGCUCUUGCUGACCAUAUAAAGAAAGACUUGCAUGAUUGAUCGCAAACACACACAGUCACACUUCUCUCCGUAAAGUGGUCACAGACACCAUGUGAGUUUAACAGCUUGCUUCUGGAAGGAGACAAAAAAGUUAUUCAGCCUGCAGCCUCAUUCUCCCUCCGACUGUUAUGGCUUUCUACUUCACACAGGAAACUUUGGCCUUUUCUUGCAUUGACUAACAAAUGUGAGGAUAAAGAGCAGAAGCAACACAGACGCACUCCCACAGUCAUCUGGAGCCAACGUGAGAGACAAAAUCAAAAUCUAGUCGAUUAUUAUUUGUAUUUAUUAAACAUUCUUAUAUCCUGCUGUGAUUAGUGUGUCUGGCCUUGGACAUCCAGAACUUCAACAGGAGUGUGGAGGCGAGGUCCCCAGCCCCCACAGCACACUAUAAACUCCUACCUAACAAGAACAAUCUGUGAAGGCCACCGAGCUCCAAAAGUCAGAGGGGGGAGGAGAACACUGGAAAGGCAGAAGGAGGGAUUUGUCCUCAUGGUUAACAUCUUUUCUUUUUUUCUUUUUUUUUUUUUGCAUUAUGCAGACAAACCAACAGUCUGAAAUCUGAAACGGUAAAAGUGGCGUGGUUAAGUGAGCGCUCGCCACUCGUUUCUCUCUCGGUUCACUUUAUGAGCCGUGCUCAGACACACGACAACCCCCCAACCAGCCAAAACUCCAACCCAGACGCCUCUUCAACUACAGUGCAUGGUCCCGUGGGGAAACGAUGCUCCCAAUGGCACUUCACCUGAUUGGACUGUCUGUGGUGCUGUGCAUCAGCAGGACCUUCUCCACCCCCCUUCCUUUACAGCCUUUACUGGAGGGAAGCACAGAUGAGGAUGAACUCAGUAACUCCAUCCCCAUCACCUCCACACUGGCCACCACCAACCUUUCAGAUUUCCAAACUACUCCUGGUGGCCCCGCACGUGGGGACACUAACUUUCUUGGUGAGGCUGUGAACUUUCUGCAGGAGAACUUGUUCCUCAUCCUUGUAGUAACCACCAUCGCCCUUGCUAUCUUGCUUGUUAUUUGUGGGGCAAUCUUGAUGAGCCGCAGGCACAAGGUUAAUGCCUAUUAUCCAUCGUCAUUCCCAUCAAAAAUGUAUGUGGACCACAAGGACAAAACCGGAGGUGUUCGGCUUUUUAAUGAAGUGCCAGAAAAACCUGCUCCUGAGCAGGAAAGCGAGCCACUGGACUCCCACAAGCAGCUGCAGGAAGACAUCAUGAGAGCUGCCAAAAGCCUCAGGGCAGCAAAUAAAUCUGUUGAUGUUGCAGAGGGAAACGAUCCCAGUCAAAAAGUAGAUCAGAGUUCUGAGGGCAGCUUUAAAGCAGAUGGCAGCAUCCGGGAGGAGGAAAUAUCAAAUGUCCCUGAGGAAGAGAAGCUGUGUCAGCUCACUGACCAUGGAGCAGCUCCAACAGACAGCAGCUCUGAGCCGAUUCAUCCAGAACAGGCUCAACCACAGCCAGAGGAUCCACAGGACGAACCUUCGUGCGGCCGCAGUCUCAGGCCCUCCUCACUGCACCUUCACGGUGACUCUGCUAAACUCCAGCUGAUCGCAGGAGAGAAAACUGCCUUCUGACUAUUCAACACUGAGACCUGAAUCUGUUUUUGCCACAUUAAAUCCACAAUUAUCAAGUUUCCCAAUAAACCACUUCAGAUUUCUGCAGAAUUAGACAAUAUAUCAUUACUAUAUGUCGCAAUAUUGAUUCAAGUGACUCAAGUUUUUUUUUGCAAACAUUGAGAACCCAUGUGGAGAUUUUAAAAUAUUCUUUGUGUUUUGGAGAUUCAUCAUUACAACAAGACUUGUGGAAAUUUCCUGAAAAUUGAGUCAGCCUACUAACACAUAGCAAUGCUACAAAAAAAAAAAAAAAGGCUUUAGACUUUUAUUGUAGACUUUUGUGGAAAGGUUUCAAAUACAUACAUUAAAUUCAAAACCAUUUUAAUGCCACAGGUUAUAUCAUUGAAUAGCAAAAAGUGACUGGUUAGGGUGCAAUAAAGCUUUACUGUGCACAUCAAAACAUUUAAAAAACACAUAAUCUUACAAUAAAACAAUCUGAAAACAAAGUUCACUUUUGUACCAACCACCGUCGUGUUUACAUUGUGCGCUUACAUGACAGGCUAAAGAUACAGUG